Messenger RNA from Myotis davidii, 2516 nucleotides. It is a transcript of the gene PLS1, whose product is annotated as plastin 1. The transcript is spliced from 17 exons. Gene Ontology annotation, biological process: actin filament network formation; actin filament bundle assembly. Gene Ontology annotation, cellular component: cytoplasm; actin filament; actin filament bundle. The record is from RefSeq and is a predicted model, not a curated record. Bases 195 to 2108 code for a protein of 637 amino acids. Gene Ontology annotation, molecular function: actin filament binding; calcium ion binding. NCBI's taxonomy places the organism in Eukaryota, Metazoa, Chordata, Mammalia, Chiroptera, Vespertilionidae.
AGGACACUUCAGUGUGGGUUGCUUGUUUUCUUUGGUCAGACGCUGAAUUUGGCCGAGAAUUAUUUGAGAAUAGACACAGUUUAGAGAGACUGAGUUUUAACUCUUCUGGAUCUGUUUUCUUGGACCUCCAAAUCUCAGCUGACAAGACCAACAGAAGCAGGUAUAAAGACCUGAGGGAAGUCUUUCCUGUCAAGAUGGAAAAUAGUACCACUACCAUUUCUCGGGAGGAGCUGGAGGAACUACAAGAAGCAUUUAAUAAAAUAGAUAUUGACAACAGUGGGUAUGUCAGUGACUAUGAACUUCAGGACCUGUUUAAGGAAGCAAGCCUUCCUCUGCCUGGCUACAAAGUCCGAGAGAUCGUGGAGAAAAUUUUAGCAGUUGCUGACAACAACAAAGAUGGCAAAAUCAGUUUUGAAGAAUUUGUGUCCCUAAUGCAAGAGUUAAAAAGCAAAGACAUCAGCAAAACAUUCCGAAAAAUAAUUAACAAGAGGGAAGGGAUUACUGCUAUUGGAGGAACUUCGUCCAUUUCCAGUGAGGGCACACAGCAUUCCUAUUCAGAGGAAGAAAAAGUGGCAUUUGUUAACUGGAUAAACAAGGCCCUGGAGGAUGACCCUGAUUGUAAGCAUCUCCUACCCAUGAAUCCCAGUGAUGGCAGUCUUUUCAAAUCACUUGCAGAUGGCAUCCUUCUUUGCAAAAUGAUCAACUUAUCUGAACCAGAUACAAUUGAUGAAAGAGCCAUUAAUAAGAAAAAGCUCACCCCUUUCACUGUUUCUGAAAAUUUAAACCUAGCCCUGAAUUCUGCCUCAGCCAUUGGAUGUACAGUGGUCAAUAUUGGUGCACAGGAUCUCAAAGAAGGAAAACCUCACUUGGUCUUGGGACUUCUCUGGCAGAUCAUCAAAGUUGGUCUUUUUGCUGAUAUUGAGAUUUCCAGGAAUGAAGCUCUGAUUGCAUUGCUGAAUGAAGGUGAGGAACUAGAAGAGCUGAUGAAGCUUUCUCCAGAGGAGUUAUUGCUGCGAUGGGUGAACUACCAUUUGACCAAUGCAGGAUGGCAUACCAUCAACAACUUCAGCCAAGACAUUAAGGAUUCAAGAGCCUAUUUUCAUCUGCUUAAUCAGAUUGCACCUAAAGGUGACAGGGAUGAUGGACCUGCCAUUGCCAUUGAUCUUUCUGGAUUUAAUGAGAAAAAUGACCUGAAGCGUGCUGGAUUCAUGCUUCAAGAAGCAGAUAAACUGGGCUGCAGACAGUUUGUUACUCCUGCAGAUGUGGUUUCAGGCAAUCCUAAACUUAAUUUAGCUUUUGUAGCUAAUCUGUUUAACACAUACCCAUGCCUACACAAGCCUGAUAAUAAUGACAUCGAUAUGAAUUUAUUGGAAGAUUUGACCCCUCCUAAUGUAGGAGAGAGCAAGGAAGAAAGAACAUUUCGAAACUGGAUGAAUUCCUUGGGGGUCAACCCUUACAUUAAUCAUUUGUACAGUGAUCUUGCAGAUGCUCUAGUGAUCUUCCAGCUCUAUGAAAUGAUCCGUGUGCCAGUCAACUGGAGCCGUGUCAACAAGCCUCCGUACCCUGCCCUUGGAGGGAACAUGAAGAAGAUUGAAAACUGUAACUAUGCAGUGGAACUUGGGAAGAAUAAGGCCAAAUUCUCCUUGGUUGGCAUUGCUGGGCAGGACCUAAAUGAAGGAAAUUCAACACUGACACUGGCAUUGGUAUGGCAGCUAAUGAGAAGGUACACAUUGAAUGUGUUAUCAGAUCUUGGAGAAGGUGAAAAAGUCAGUGAUGAGAUUAUAAUUAAAUGGGUCAAUCAGACUCUUAAAAGUGCAAACAAAAAUACUUCUAUUUCCAGCUUCAAGGACAAAUCUAUUAGCACUAGCUUACCUGUCCUAGAUUUAAUAGAUGCUAUUGCACCAAAUGCAGUUCGUCAAGAAAUGGUAAAGAGAGAAGACUUUUCUGAUGAAGACAAGCUGAACAAUGCUAAAUACGCCAUUUCAGUUGCUCGAAAGAUUGGUGCCAGGAUAUAUGCCUUACCUGACGACCUCGUAGAAGUGAAACCAAAGAUGGUCAUGACGGUGUUUGCAUGCUUAAUGGGAAAAGGACUGAACAGAAUAAAAUAAACAUUUAAUAUGAUUUUCUGCCACAUUAACACAUUGAAUGCCUCACAGUUUACAGAAUUCUGAAAUGUAGUAGGUAUAAAAGCAAAGAUUACUUGUAUGCUCAAAACAAUUGUAAAAUUCAUUAAUGAAUUCAAUAUCCUAUUCAUGCUAGUUAGAGUUUGUCGACCUUUUUGGAUAACACAAUUAAUUUACUAGUAUUUACUGAUAAUAGAAUAUGUUCAUCAUCAAGCCGAUAUUUUGCGAUUAAAUUAUUUUCAUUUCCAGAAAGUCUCAUUAAAACAAGACUAAUUUAUUCUUUUUCAUGGUUCAGAAAGAUCAAUACAAAAUUUUUUUGCAAGUCCUGUGAAAUGUAUUUUGAUUUGUGUUAAUUUUGAUCAUAAAUACAUUAAAAGUCAUAAUUCUGUUUCA